CCUCAGAUUUAAUAUAUGCUGUAUCUGCACGACUCGCUGUGGAAAUCAUCAUCGGGAAAAAAGGAUUUCAUCGUCUCCUGCUCCUCCACUUCGCGUCCCUCGCCGACGAUGUCUUCCGCCGCCGGAGCCGGAGAGCCCUCGUCUUCAUCACGACCUGUCCGUGGGAAGGAGAGAGAGGAAGGUGCCGACGAUAGCAACCGCAAGGUGGAGGAUGAGGGAGAUUUGGGCCUGGAACUCUAUGGCGCCGAGGCGGGGUGGGUGGAGGCGCGGACCAGCUGCCCGCACCUCCUUGCCAUGCCCGCCGCCAGCGCCGACGAUCUCGCGCGCGUCCCCGCGCCUGAUUCUCAGUGCUCUAGAUGUCAUCACCCUUCUGAAAACUGGUUAUGCUUGAUCUGCAAAGAUGUGCUGUGCAGUCGUUUUAUCAACAAACACAUGCUGUACCAUUAUCAAGAAUCGGACCAUUGUAUUGCCCUGAGCUUCAGUGACCUGUCAGUUUGGUGUUUUGCCUGUGACUCCUACCUAGACGCUCAAUCCAUUUUAGAGCUGCGCCCAGUUUAUGAAGUUGCACAUCUGCUGAAAUUUGGAGAAAGGCCCCCUUUUCGAUCACUUGAAGUACUGGAUCUCUGCAAUGGACAAAAUGGAGGUUCAUCUUCAAGUUCGUAAUGCCUUUCUUUUCUUGUCAUGAUGACCAUAGUCCAUUGUGUAAGAUGGAACGUGCUAAGCAUCAGCAGAAAUAUAAGUCAGCUAAUGGUCCUGUUCCUCAUUACUCCUGUCUAAUUACCUGUUAGGCGUGAAACAAAUUGAUAAGUGUAAAAGUCUGUUUACCUUUGGACAUGAUAAAGGCAUUAAAAUUGCCUUGAUGUUGACAUCCAGAAAAGUAUUGCGAAUAUAUUUUUCUCCA
Molecule: messenger RNA, 901 nt
Organism: Hordeum vulgare subsp. vulgare (domesticated barley)
Lineage: Eukaryota; Viridiplantae; Streptophyta; Magnoliopsida; Poales; Poaceae
Product: histone deacetylase 6
Exons: 4
Coding region: 16-663 (215 amino acids)
Molecular function (GO): zinc ion binding
Source: RefSeq, a predicted model, not a curated record